AUGACUAAGAAUUGUUAGCAAGAAUUUCUUUAUUAACUUUAGUAACUUCGUCUGAUUGAAGAAGAAGAUGAUCGAAAGCUAUAACUUUAAUCAUAAUUUGCUGAACAUGAGAUAUAAGAAAAUGGUUAAGGUUGCUUUAACAAUCUUUCCACGAUAUUCUUAAGAAAUUUAUGUGAUGCUGUCUUAGAAUGUAGUGAGAUGAAAGAGUAUUGCCUUGAUAGAGAAAACUUGCUAAUUUGGGAGGCUGAAUGCAAUAAUAAUGAAAUUAUCAUUUAAGCACUUGCAUCAUAAUUGAAAAUGUCAUGUUAAACUGAUAUUUUUUUCGAACAGUAACUAUAUCAUUUAGGAGUAUGA
Messenger RNA from Paramecium tetraurelia, 354 nucleotides. RefSeq lists its product as uncharacterized. Lineage: Eukaryota; Ciliophora; Oligohymenophorea; Peniculida; Parameciidae. The transcript has 2 exons. The record is from RefSeq and is a predicted model, not a curated record.